Molecule: messenger RNA, 887 nt
Organism: Chinchilla lanigera (long-tailed chinchilla)
Lineage: Eukaryota; Metazoa; Chordata; Mammalia; Rodentia; Chinchillidae
Product: serine/arginine repetitive matrix protein 1-like
Source: RefSeq, a predicted model, not a curated record
AUGUUAGGGCGGAUCGUACAGCGCACGGCGCCUGAGCGGGGGAGGGAGAGGCACCGAUCGAGAGGCUGCGGCAGCCGGCGAUGCGGGGACCCGAGCUUCGGCCGCGGUCCACUGGGGCAGAGGGCGGAGGGUACCGAGGGCCGGUGGGAGCUUAUCUCGAGCGGUGCCCGACCCUCCUCCAGGCGAGAGGAACCCCGGCGAUGCCACCAGAACCGUGAAGUCGCCGGCGGCGUCUGCCGAUCCACCGUUCCCUCGCUCGCAAGAAGCGUUUCACGCCCCGCGGCCGCAUCUCCCGGGCCUGGAGGGCCCGCCGUUCCGGCCUCUGCGGCCAAAGGCACCAGCUACGCCUGGCGUCCCACCCACAAGCACGCCACACACCGCCAGCACCACAGCCCAGCCGCCACCCGCCUCAGGCUCCCGGCCCCGCCCGGGGUCCGCACCCCGCAACUCCAAGCGCUUCAGCGCGCGCCAAGGCGCUGGAGGCGGCUUUAUAGCCGGGGAGGACGACGGCGGCGGCACAUCCGCAUUCAGGGAGGCGUCUGGACCGAGCCCAAGCCUGCAGGCUGGGGGCGAGCUGAGACUUUUGAUCUUACCGUCAGGGUGAGAUCACGGUCUCCUGGUCUACAAGAAAAGAAAGCAUGCUGUGAACUUUUAAAACAAACUUGCAAAAACAAUCACAAAGAAAACAUUAAAAGGAGACAGGUCGGGAGGAAAGGGGGGAAAAGACUAAAAGAGAAAGAAACAUUAAAAGAAAGAAAAAGGAAGGAAGAAGGCCAGGACUGCAGCUCCGGGAGCGCACAGGCAGCCGGUCCCGGGGCGCGGGGCUCCGGCCCUCGCCGGGACUGUGGGCCUCCGGGCCCGCGCGUGCGUCUGGGCCCUGGCGGACG